Messenger RNA from Manacus vitellinus (golden-collared manakin), 6417 nucleotides. It is a transcript of the gene RGS22, whose product is annotated as regulator of G protein signaling 22. Gene Ontology annotation, molecular function: G-protein alpha-subunit binding. The coding region runs from base 1 to 4479 and encodes 1492 amino acids. The transcript has 28 exons. NCBI's taxonomy places the organism in Eukaryota, Metazoa, Chordata, Aves, Passeriformes, Pipridae. The record is from RefSeq and is a predicted model, not a curated record. Gene Ontology annotation, biological process: regulation of signal transduction.
AUGACAACUGCUGACAGCUUCUCCAUGAGAGGGCACCUCCUCUGGGACGGUCACCCCCGGGGCGCUGGGCUGCGGCUGAGGCGGUGCCGCCUGCAGCGCCAUUGCAACCCCGCCACGCCGCCCGCGGCCGCCGCAGGCCCGGCCAGGCCCGGCGGUGCCGCAGCUGCUCCUGCUGCUCUGCCCUCCGGCCUUUCACCUCCGCGGCCGAGGUCGGCAGCCCCAGGAUGCAGUCGAAGAGGCUCACCACAGUCCUGGUCAGCUGGGAGGUCCCAGGUGACAAAGUUGGAUUAUGUGAAGCUCCUCUAUAAGAAUGGUUGGAAAGAAGAUCCGGGAAACUACAGGCCUGUCAGCCUGACAUUGGUGCUGGAGAACAUCAUGGAGCAGAUCAUCUUGAGUGCCAUAGUGCGGCAUGUGCAGUACAACCAGGGGAUCAGCCCAGCCAGUAUGGGUUUAGGAAAAACCCAUUUGUCCUGCUUGACAAAUCUGAUCACACUUGGCAGGGUGACUCAUUUAGUGGAUGAGGGAAAGGCUAUGGAUGUUGUCUACUUGGACUUCAGUAGCGCCUUUGACACCAUCUCCCACAGCAUUCUUGUGGAGAAACUGGCUUCCCGUGAUGUGGACAGGUGCACUGAAGAAUGCUUAGCCACAGAUGAUAUGCUUGUGGACUACUUUAAUGAAUUUUUGAGUCUUCCGACUUUUGCCCAGCCAGUGAAGUUUAACUCAGAUGUUGGGGUUUUUGAAGUAGUUAAUUAUGCCCCACGAUGCCUGGAAAACCAGCUGAAAAAAAAUCUACAUGAUCAGAAACCUCCAAAUCCCAUUUAUGAUGUUCUAAGGAAAGCAAAGAAUGACGGGCAGCUCUCCAAAAUGCACAGUGCUUCUCCAGCCUUCAAUAUGGAUCCAAAUUACAACACUAUGUGUCUUGAUCGAGAACAAGCAAUUCAGUGGAUUAAGAAAGAAAGGCUUCCAGCAUUUCUAGGAAGUGACUGUUACUUUGAAUACAGACUAGCUAAAUUGAUAUCCCAGGUAGAAUGGAGCAAGACUGGCAUGAAUUUCAUUAUAGAUAGUGACUACUAUCCCUGGAUAAGGAAGCAAGACCUAAGUUCCCCCCAUCCUGAGGAACACGACACUUCACUGACUAUGAAGAAGUUCUAUGUAUCACUUGGCCAGGCUACAGUUUCUCAGGUGAAGGAUUGGUUUACAUUAGCAAAAGAAGGUGAUUCCACGAGAACUACGGAUUCAUCUACACACCCUGUAACUUCUAGUCAAAUUCAAAAUAUUCAGCAUGAAAGAGACGAAUCAUUAAGUGAAAAAGAUAGCCUCCUGGAAGCAGGUUCCCUGUCUGAGGAAUGCCAACAACAGAGUUUCCUUUCCCCUUCGAGGACUGCAUCCACAAAAGCUGACGCUGCUAAUGAGACAUCCAGCAAGGCUGAGGAGGGCUCUUCUGUGGCCAUUUCUGAACCUCCUUCCCACGGGCAGUUAAGAGUUUAUCUAGACCCAAAAUGGGACAGUGCAGCAAAAGAAGUAAAUGAACAGGAAAGCACAACUUUUCAGACACCAGAAAAAUUCAUGCCAGCUUCUACUCAAAUUGUAAUGAAGGAACCCAUUUCAGAACUGACUCACCAGCCAGAUGCUGACGCUGUUGCCUGUAGUACUGCACAGUCACUCUUUAAACAAAGUUCUUCUCCACUUACUGCCUUGGACUCCAAGGGAGAAGUAAGAAAAGGAGAUCCUGAAGAAGUAAGCUUAUGUUCAAGUUCUGAAAGUGGUGGGCCAGACAGCAGGGCUGCCUGGUGUCUUAGUCAUGGGACUUAUGACACUGGCAACAGACAUGAGUUUGAAAGAUUCAAGAAGUUCAUUAAAGGAACACUUGGGGAAAGGUACUGGUGGCUCUGGAUGGAUAUUGAAAGACUAAAGGCUCUUAAGAACACUACGAGACAGCAAAGGCAUCUCAGUAAGAUGAAAAAACUGUACCUGCUGAGCAGUGGAGACUAUUUCCUCAGUUCAGAAGUAUUACUCAGGCUUGAUCUACUGCAUGGAGAUCAGUGGAAUAUAUGGCAUUUAAGACAGAUUCAGCCUGAAGUAGUGAAACCUCUACUUCUUUACUGGGGCCCCAGAUUUUGUGUCACUCAUUCAAGAGCAAUAGAGGCUGCCAGUGCAAAACUGAAGUUCUGGCACACAUGUCAAGAGAGACCGAGAGUGGACAUUGAUCCUUUCCCACAAAUAGUGUCAUUGUUACCGUUGACCCAAAAGUCUUGCAUACCUGGGAUACAACCUUCCCUUCUUCAGAGAUCAUCAAGAUUACCACCUACCCUGACAUCAAGUCAGAGUACCCAACAGGAUGACAUUCCUAGCAGUAGAAUGUGGUCAAAGUCAGUGAGCACAGACAUGAUUCAUUGCUUAGCUUUGGAUGGCACCAAAGAUUCAAGGUACCAGGGUUAUAGAAAGUACACCUAUGCUGAGUUGCUCCGUGGGAAAAGUGCUGCUGGCAGUGUUGUCUUAGGGGGAUCAAGAAUGGAAAGCAUGCUGCAGUCUCUUUAUUUGGAGAACAGAGCAGGCUACUACUUCACAGAAUUCUGUGAGAAGUCAGGGAAUAAGUUGUGGAAGAACUGUGUGUACUUUUGGUUCGACCUACAGGCUUAUCAUCAGCUUUUUUACCAAGAAACUCUUCAACCUUUUCAAAUAUGCAAGCAAGCUCAAUUCCUUUAUGCAACUUACAUUGCCCCAUCUGCCAGUAUGGACAUUGGACUUCAUCAGAAUAAGAGAAACAUGAUUUAUCAGAAAAUGGACCCAGCUUUUGAGGACCUUUUUGACCCAGCAGAAGAAUAUAUUCUCACUAUUCUCCUAGAACCAUGGAUGAAGAUGGUGGAAGCAGAUAAAUAUACUUAUGGAAAGGUGGAGUUGGUGGAAGAAACUCAACAGCUGGACUCUGUGUGCUUUAGAAAGCUCCAGGCUUUGCAUCAAGUGAGUGGUUCCAAGAAGGAUGAGAGUACUGUUGCUGACACUGGUCUGCCAUCCUUCCCUGAUGAUCAAUACUUCCGUCAAAUUCCCAAAGGAUUGGCAGGUCCUAAUCUGUCUGACCUGAUCCACAACAAAGAGAAGUUAAACCAGUUCUGGGCUUUUCUUAAUGAGCAUUCUGCUGGCAUGGAUCUCAUGUGUUGGCUUGAUAUUGAAGAGUUCAGAAAGAUGCUCCACAAGGAUAAAGAAAAAAGUGAAGAAAAGUCUAAGGACAUUGAAAGCAAGUACUUUAAUGACGAGUACUUCUUUGGACCCAACAGCCCAGCUACCAGAGAGCAACAAGAAAAGCUAAUGCAUUCAGGUGGAGGAAGAAGACAAAUCCUUCAUGAUCAACUUUCGGCAGCAGUUCUGCUAGAAGUUCAGCAGUGCGUCCAGAAGAGAUUAGAAAAACAAUGGCUGCCAUUGUUCCUGGCAGAUGAACACCGUGGGGUGGAGGGACAAGCAAAGAUAAUGGACAUAACUGAAGAUCUUUUACGCAAAGACCAGCAGAAGACAACCAGGAUAUGGAAGCACAUGGACAAUAAGUGUGUUUCUUCAUCUAGUGAAAUAAUUGCUUUCCGCAAAGCACUGUUGGAUCCGGUGACAGCAAAUCUGUUUCAACGCUUUGUGUCACUGCAAGGAGACCUGCUGGGGAAUGGAGUGCUCUUUUGGCAAGAAGUGCAAAAGUAUAAGGACUUGUGCCAUUCUCAUUGUGCUGAUGCCAUAGUCCAGAAAAAGAUCACAGCUAUUAUCAACUGCUUUAUUAAUUCUGCCAUACCCCCAGCUUUGCAGAUUGACAUCCCACCUGAACAAGCAAAGAAGAUUUUGGAGCGCAGGAAAGAACUAGGACCUUACAUUUUUAGAGAGGCACAGAUGACUGUUUUUGCUCUUCUGUUUAAAUUUUGGCCAGAAUUCUGUAAGUUUCAAAGCAAUGUGGAUAGUGAAAAAAUUCUACGUGCCUUGGAGAAAGAAAAGGAAAAAAAGAUGCGAAAGAAGGAAAGGAUAACAGCAAAGCAGGGUAAAGAAGCAGAGAGAAAACUCAUCAACUUGACUCAACUGUCAAAGAGGGCCUUGACUCAACUGCAAAAGAGUGCCUUGACUCAGCUGCAAAAGAGUGCCUUGACUCAGCUGCAAAAGAGUGACUUGACUCAGCUGCAAAAGAGUGACUUGACUCAAAUGCCAAAGGGUUCCUUGACUCAACUGCCAAAGGGUGCUUUGGUAGAUACGAUUGACAUGAAGAGAGGCUCAGCACCAUCUUUAGAUGGAUUUGGGUGGGAGGCUUCCUGGUCCUAUUCCAAGUACAUAGAAGCCUUGGAGCAGGAGAGAAUACUCAUUAAAAGGGAAGAAGAUCUGGAGGAAACCUCAUCAUCAUUCCUUUCAGAUUCCUUGUCUGUGUCCUCCCUGAAGCCUGAAAGUUCUAUGAAAGCUACCAUUUCUACAAAGCGUAAACUCUCAAAUGUUCCCAAGACACAGGAAGCACUUUAAAUCUCUCUGAGGAAGGGAAUGCAGAGACAUUCAAUGGAGGUGGCCAGGAGACAUAAAUAUAAUGUUCAUGCAAGGUUUGUUCUUACAUUUCCAGAGCAAAGAUGAUGACUUGGAAUAUUAUUAAGAACCAUGGGAUAAUUAUCAAGUGUAGAAAAUAAACAUCUUCCAAUGUGUUCCAUACCAACCUGACUGUGAUACUGACACCUUGAGGCUCAAAUCAGAGUAAGAUUCCACUGAAGUAUGCAAGGCACACACUACUAGGUAGUCUCAGUCUUAACGAUCCUAUAAUCAAACCCAGUUUUUCAGUACUUGAUCUAAUGAAUAAGUAAAACACUGCAUUGAACUGACAACCCUGAAGCAGUGUGUCUUGGCACACUACGCUCUCACUGUGCAAUUCAUGCAACUUCUGUUCAUCAAGGAUAACUCCUGAGGUCUGUGAGUUAUUAUAAAGUCAAACACUGUUGUGGUUUGUUCCCAGUUCAGUUUAAUUCCUGGUCCAAAGUACACCUUCUGCCUCAUUUCUGAGUUUUGAUCCACAGGAAAGGCUUAAAAUCUAUCAGGACACAGAUGGGAUUGAGAAUUUUUCUAAAAUGUCAUUUCACCCAAGGCAUUACUCACCAGACAGUUGCAGGAGCUCAUAGCUCCUGUGUAGCUCUCUCUAUUUUUAAUAAGUUUUAAAAAGACUUGGGGCACAGUUGAUGUUGGGACUGAGGACAACGGAUUAAUUGGGGAUUAAUUAAAAGAGGGCAGGGGCAGAAUUAACUGCUAGGCAAGGGGAAGGAUGAUGAUAGACCUUUCCACAUUUUUCAUACCACUUUAAACCCCAGUCGCCAGCCACAAAGUUGUUGGCUCCACUUUUUCCUGCAUGUAAAAGAAAGGCAGGUUGCUGAGUUGCUGAGGACUAGCCCUGAGUUAGGGAUGGGACUGUGUUCUGCUGCUUGUUCCAACCUCUUGGACAAGAAGAACAAGCCAUGCAGCCCUGUCUCCUUUGUCAGAAGUAAAGGUUCUUCACUUGGAGCUCUUAGACCAUGCUGCUAAGGACCGUUCAAGAGUGCUUUCCCCCUCAAUGAGGAGUGGCAACUAACAUCAACUAACAGUCUUUUGCUCUUGUCACAAUGACCAAAAAUUGUAAGGAAUUUCCGUUGGGUGUUGCUACAGACAGGCUGGCAGGGAAGGAAGACACUUUAUUUUAUGGACAUAGCUGCCCUGCACAUAUAUUCUCACAGAAGGAGCAAGGGAGAUCACUGGUUCAGUUCCUGCUUCCCCACAGUUCAGAGUUUGCUUCAUGCAUGCCAUGUUUGGGUUGUUUGCUCAUCUGACAUUACCUGAGGAAGAUACCUUGGUUGGAAGCCACAAGAGAGUAAAACAUUAAACACUUGUCUCUGUUUUUUAUGUUUUCCCAAAUUUCACAAAUGCAGCAAACUUUAGUGCUCAGUACAUCUGAGGAGGGUGGAACACAGCAUCUUGUAAUGAGCACAGCACAUGUGGUACUGUGUGGCCUACCACUCAUUAAUGUGAAAGGCAAAGAAGAUUCAUGAAAUGCCAUAAAUGCACUGAUGUAUGUCAGUCUAAAAAGCAUGUGGAAGGCAACCUUCUAUUGCUGUGGUCAGUACAGUACACGCAACCAAAAGCUGAAAUGUGGCAGGCAGUUUCUGUUUUGCUGUAUUCUUGCCUUCAAGGCAUUUUGAGGCAGUUAAAUAAUGUGUAGAUAUUACUUAUCUGAUGCUGGUAGUUAUGAUUGAAUAACACUUCAAUUACUUAAAAAAUUAAAAAUAUUAUCCAGAUACUUGUCUCCUCAUGAAUAUGUUCCAGCCUUGCCAAAUUAUUAAUAAAAAUUUACCAGCAAAUUUACCUCAAGCAAAAACUACUGUCCCAGACAGUUAUUAUGAUUUAUACCAUACAUCGCUAUCAAACUUAAAAAAACCCCAAAAGAAGUAC